CGCAGAUAUUACGCCGUUGCGUAAUUUGACAAGCCAGUGCAAACCAGAGGAGGAUGAGCGUUUGACAGCUGGGUCGCUGGGGAUUGUUUUCGAAGCAACAACAAUUCAGAUUAAUUCGGGCAUUUUUUUAAAAAAAAAUUCUGCUUAUUUAUUUAUUUAUUUUUUACUAUAUCGAACGAGUAUACGGCUAUCUACGCUUUUAAUGGCCGCAGCUGUGACGAAUUCGGUUUGGGUUGCUCCGGGGCAGGACGCGCAGUUUCUCCACAAAAGCCACCCAGCGGCGCCGCUGACAUCAUCCGACGGUCUGAGAGGUGAGGAUCAUGGAGAAGUGCUGUGCAACGCCGUCCUGGGAAUUUCAUCUUUCCCAGAUUAUAAUCUGGGUAAAACUGAGAUGGACACCUACCUACUUCAUGAUGUAGUAAAUUCAAAAAUGUUUGACAAGGAUAGUCCUCCCUUGUUGGAGUCACUUUUCCCCGAAGACUUCGGCUCUUCUUACAGCGUCAACAUGAGCCUGCUCCUUCCCGAUGCUGCCUACUUGCAACCCGGCCCCUGCCGGACUGUGAGGCAAAUCAAAGCGGAGCCACCACAGUCCCUGAUGCACUCGACAUGCCAGGGCAACGGAGCACCAACGACCCUAUCAGAGUACUCAGGAAUGUUUAAAGCAGCUGACACUCCUGGUGGUAGCUUUUUCGUCAAGCAGGAAGUGCCAGAAUUCCAAGAAAUUCCCCAAUUUCAGAUGCUGAACACUGAUUUAGAGCAGAACUCUUUCUCUAUCACCCCACUAAGUCUUCCAGUCGGGAAUCUCCACGUGGGACGACUACCAAACUUUUCACAGACUGAAUGUUUUCCAUUCAACCAGCACUCUGGCCAUCAGUUUAGAUCAACCUAUCUGCCACCCUCUCCGCCAAAUUCUCAGCCUCCGAGUCCAGACACCGACAAGGAGAUCCUUCAUAACAUCUCCCCUCCUCCCUCCUACGAAGCCAGCAUUGCCUGUAAGACAACACUCCAGACCCACACUGAUCCCAGACAGACUUCCAGCGGUCCUCCGAUUCAAAGCCACGAUCAAACUUACGCUCCUGCGUUCACUCAUUGUCCACUUGGCGGACCGGUUCAGGACUCCAGCCUGGCACCAGCUCAGACGACACCAAGCGUCGGACCGCUGUCUCCGGAGUUGGCGCAGUCGGCUCCAGCCAAAUACAACCGGAGGAAUAACCCUGAUCUGGAAAGACGCAGGAUUCACCACUGCGAUGUUCCAGGUUGCAAGAAAGUAUAUACAAAGUCGUCUCAUCUAAAGGCUCAUCUACGAACCCACACAGGUGAGAAGCCGUACCAGUGCUCCUGGGAGGGAUGCGAGUGGCGCUUCGCCCGCUCCGAUGAGCUGACGCGGCACUUCAGGAAGCACACCGGGGUGAAGCCCUUCCAGUGCGGCGUGUGCAGCCGCUGUUUCUCCCGCUCUGACCACCUGGCCCUGCACACCAAGAGACACCAGAGCUAAGGGACCCCUCAGCUGUGUCUGUCCAGUCUUUUUAGCUUUUCCUUAAAAUGGACAAAAUACUGGGGAAAAAAAAAUAAUAAUAAUAAAGACUGCAAUUUAUUCUAUUUACUCUCAAAGGAUAUUGUUUGAUGUUCUGACCUGCCACUAAAUGUUUUUUUAUUAUUGUUAUUAUUAUUAUUGUAAGAAUAUUACAUCUGAUUGUUGCCUUACUUUCUCAUCAACAUGAGAUAUUUGCAGAUGUAUCAGCUCAAUCUAUUUUACCAAACUUGUCCUUUUUCAAGCCUUUUUUUGAUAACAUGCCACAUACGAACGUUUGACAAUUUUUAUAUCUGAACUGUCGAUUGUGUAGAUCCUAGCGGCAUUGUGCAAGUUUAUUUAUGAAGGCUCUGUGCUGCCAACCGAAAGGAAAGGGAUGCUGUUUUAGCCUGCAGGUCAAAGCAUGAUUGUGUUUCCGAACUGUGGAGAGCAUCGGGAAAAGCUGCACAUUUAAGAUGAAAAUAGGAGAAAGAAAGUACUCUGGCACAGAGGACAGUUUGUGUCAUGUGGUUGGGGCGUUGCUCGUAGCAUGACUUGGAAACUGCCAGGUUUGUGAUGCUUUUAAUUAAAAGAGCAGUGUCCCAUGUUUUUUCUAAUUUUUCUGUAAUAAAACGAUUGAUUUUUAGA
Gambusia affinis (western mosquitofish) is the source of this 2158-nucleotide messenger RNA. It is a transcript of the gene klf5b, whose product is annotated as Kruppel-like factor 5b. The transcript is spliced from 4 exons. The coding region runs from base 203 to 1495 and encodes 430 amino acids. Gene Ontology annotation, biological process: regulation of transcription by RNA polymerase II. Gene Ontology annotation, molecular function: DNA-binding transcription factor activity, RNA polymerase II-specific; RNA polymerase II cis-regulatory region sequence-specific DNA binding. The record is from RefSeq and is a predicted model, not a curated record. NCBI's taxonomy places the organism in Eukaryota, Metazoa, Chordata, Actinopteri, Cyprinodontiformes, Poeciliidae.